Messenger RNA from Paramecium tetraurelia, 579 nucleotides. RefSeq lists its product as uncharacterized. NCBI's taxonomy places the organism in Eukaryota, Ciliophora, Oligohymenophorea, Peniculida, Parameciidae. The transcript has 3 exons. The record is from RefSeq and is a predicted model, not a curated record.
AUGAAUCGAUCAGAUGAAGAGAGUAUAAACAGUUUCACACCAGAUUCAGGGCAUUAAGAGAAUAAUGAAGAAUUAAGAAAUAGAGACAACAAAAAAUAUGCAAUUAUUAAUUAAUCUGUUCGUGUUCAAUUAUUACGUCGCAUACUAUCUAAAUAAUCUACAAUAAAGGAGGCAGCAUAAGAAUUUGGAAUAAAUUUCUCGACAGCAAAAGCGAUUUUGCAAACUUAUCGUAAAGAAGGACGUGUAGGCAAGAAAAAGACAAGAGAUCGAAAUAAGAGUAAAUAGGAUUUGGGAGAUCACAAUCAGAGUAGGAAGAUUUAAUCGAUGUAUAAUCUCGAAUAACCUUAACAAAUAAAAACCAUCUCUCCAGAAGUGAAACCUUCACCUCAAACUUAUCAAUAAAUAAUGAUUCCAGUAAUGAGCACACCUAAUCUUGAUAAUACUUAAAUUGCUUUAGCUUAUUGUCAAAGAGAAUUGGCUUAAUAGAAAAUGGUUAAUUUUUAAUUAAUGAUGAUGAUUUAAAACUAUAAAAAUAUUACACAAGUAUAAGUCAAAGAAGAAUCUAACAAAAUUAAUUGA